GACUCCGCAUCCGAUGACCGCGACAUCGACACGACGGAGAACAACAGUGGGGAGAGUUAACUUGAGUUUCAACGAGUGUACGUACUAAACUUGUAACUUUAUAAUGAUUUUAAGGUAACUGUCAGAAUUUGAUGACCUUCCAGAAGAUGUUAGUAACCGGUGAGAUGAUGAAGGACCAUGGCUUGCUGUGUAUUUCAUUCCUCAUCUGUUCACUUCUACUCCUUUAUAGUCCUAUAAUCAGUGGAGAACUUCAAGAUAUUUGUUUAGAGGGCAAGAUAGUACCAUGUCGCGAUAAUCUUAACGGAAGUUCUUUGAUGUUCUUGGAUCCAACUCCUCAGCCUCACAUCAGCGUUGUGAGAGGAAAAUACUUGAGUCCUUCAUUGUCUUGUAAAGCUGAGGGCUUCACCAACAUAACAUGGCUCAAGGAUGAUAGGUUUGAGUUUCCAUUUGGAUUUGAGCCGGAUAGCACCUUAUGUUCUGUUCAUCUAAAAGACUGUAACCAAACUGUAGAGAUUACUGACACUCAAAAGGAUGCUAUUGGUAACUACACAUGUCUUGUGUCAAAUGGUAGACAGACCAUACAGAGGACAUUCACUUUAAAUGUAGAAGAUGAAGACUUCACUGACGAUCCAUAUACAAUUGACCAUGAUAACUGCAGUGAUGUUGGAGUCGAACGUGGUCAAGAUAUCUUCAUCUUCUGUGAGUUCUGUGCUGAGGUCAGAGCUCAACAGACUGAUGUGAGAUGGUACAAACUUGAUGAAGAUGAGGAUUUGGUUCCUAUUAAUCAGUUGAUUGGUGAAGAAGAUGAGGAAGAAAGCCGGUAUUGGGAAUCAGCAAACAUUCACACCAGAGAUUGCUUGAAAACAUACAACUUACCUGCUGCUGUAGGAAGAAAGUUGAUUAUCAGAGAUGUUACACCAAAUGAGUUUGGUAGGUAUGUCAUCAUCGCUAAUUACACCCUUGAUGGAGAGUCAAAGGAGGGAAGGAUUGAUAUCACUGUAUCAAGAGCACCUUAUGUUAUAAUCGAGAUCACCGUUGGAAUUGUGGUAUCAUUGACUGUCACCUUCUUGUUGGUUACCAUAGUAACAGUAAUGUGUCAUCGCCACCACCUGACUCUACAGCUCUAUUGGAAGAAUCGCUUUGGCAAGAUAGAAGAACAUGAUGGGAUGGAAUACGAUGCAUUCAUCAGCUUCAGUGACUCUCUUGAGGAUACAAGAUUUGCUAUUGCAUUGGCUCAACUUCUUGAAAAAGGAUAUAAAGUUUGGAUGAGAGAUAUGCAUGCAAUACCUGGAGAAGCACUGAUUGCUGAGGAGAUUGUUAAUAUGAAACGAAGUAGACGAUGUAUUCUUAUCAUUUCUCCUGAUUACCCAAUGUCUUCACACAGCGAGGUCCUGACUGAUCUGGCAGCCGACCAGACUCUAAGAAAGCAAAGUCGCAUCAUCCCGAUCCUCUACCGAGAUGUCAACAAGGAGCAUUUGAAGCGUUAUCGACGUCUUGCUGAGAUAGUCAGGGUGUGUCCAUGCAUCGUCUGGAAGGAGACUGGAGAACAAUUGGAGACCCAACCUAGCAGUGGUAUUGGUUGGAAGAGUGUAGAGGAUGGUGGUGGGACCAGUGGGUGUGACCUUGAGGAGAUAUCAAGCAACCAUGUGAGUGAUGUAGGUAAGGAUUGUAGCAACCGCUUUGGGUCUGGCACUGCAGGAAUUACUAGCGAUAGUAACCUACCUAACGGUGAUGAUCACGAGAGUGUUGAUUCCAAUCAAAGCAGGAAGAUAGGUGAUUCUCAUAUUACAUCCACUAAUAAUAGUGAUAUAGGUAAGCUUGACUACCAUAGCAAGAAUGAUAUGAGAAUGACUCCUAGGGAUGGAGAUUUAGAUCAUAUUGAUGUGGACUCUCUUGCCUGCCGUAGCGACCAUGGUAUGAGAAAGACUCUUAGAGAUGGAGAUUUAGAUCAACUUAUUGAUGAUCAAGAAGAUGAAGAGAGUAAAAAGAGGAAGAUGAAAUGGAAGAAGCAGAAGGAAGGAUAUGAGAAGAAACUUCUUUUGAAAAUGCCACCUAAACGAGCAGUGGCCAAACCUGAUGGGAAUGAAGCUCCAACGGUUGUGUAAUCCAUUCAUUGCCAUUCUAUAUCACAUUAAAGUUUACUCUUUAUCAAUUUAUUUGCGCAAUUUGCACUACCCCUAUGCUAAAAUUAAUCUAUAUUAUUCACAUGUAUUUUAUCACACAAUAGAAUAUAGCUCAAUUUUCAAAUCGUUGAAAAUGUUUUUGUUUUUUUCUGGACGUAUUGUAUGUCCAUGCAUGAGAAAAUACCAUCAUGAAUAUUGAGUGGACUCAAUAUUGAGUUGAUGAUGAUGAUGAUGAUGGGUUCUUGUAUAGCGCCGGUAUCCGCCUCAGCUGGGCGCUCAUGGCGCUUGCUCAAAAAUAGGAAAUAUCUCACAAAUUUCAAUGUCUUUAAACAGUGCUUAGGAUAAUCAUUCAGUUCAAGUACUGUCCUAGUAAUGCUACAAUUGAGUUAUUCUUGCAAUAAUGUUGGAGUGGGGAACAGAAAAGUCUUCAGGUAAGACUCAAAAGUUGAUUGGGUCUCUGCUCUCCUGAUAAAUUGAGGAAGGCUAUUCCACAGCUUUGGUCCAGAGAUGUAGAAGGCUCUGUCACCCCAAGUUGUGUGGCUGAGAGAUUCUGUCAGCAAUGCUUGAUCUGCUGAUCUGAGACUGCGUGUUGGUCUAUGCUGAGAUAAGAGCUCUGAUAUGUAGGGUGGAGAUUUAUCGUUAAGCGCUUUAAAUACGAGGACCCCAAGUUUAUAGGAUAUUCUCUGGUUGACAGGCAGCCAAUGUAGGUCACGCAGAAUUGGAGUAAUGUGGACUCUCUUUCUUUGAAGGGAUACAAGACGUGCGGCCAUGUUCUGCAGACGCUGAAGUCUGUGCAGUUGAUGUUGAGUCAAACCAGUCAAAAUUGAGUUGCAAAUGUCCAGUCGGGUUGUUACAAAGGCAUGAACAAGGAGUUGAUCCGGGAGUUGAUAUGGUUUAUUUGUAGAAUUCACUGUCUUUUCAUAUUAAAAUCCAAGAUGAAAUGAUGUUAGUCUACCAAGUGUUCUUGUGCCAAAUUACUGCCAAUAGGGGUGAUUUAUCUAAACCCAUACCCAUAAUGUAGGAUGGCUCUUAGACUGACAUUGAAGUUCACUUUACAAAAGUUAGUACACAUAAGCUGAACUGGUAGAUAUGUUGCUCAAAGUUUUAUAAAUAUAUAUAUGGGUAAUCUACAUGUAGCCUGCUUGCUGCUAAUCGGGUAAGGCAAGUUCUGUGUGCUGUCAUACAAAGAGUUGCGAUUGAUCAAAUCAACUGCAACUAUGGAAAGCCAGCAACGUCAACAUCUUAAAUGCAUGUUUCUUCAAAAGUUUUUCUAGAUUUGCUGUAUAUUCAUACAUUCAUUAUUUUCUUUAAAAUUUGGUGUGCUUCUCUUUGUAAUACAAAGGACAUUGUGCAAAUUUCCUGAAGAUUAAAUUUUGACAUUGAUGGAUUUCCAUUGGGUUGAGGUUGAACAGAUCAAUCGUAAGAUGGGGCCCUCUUCUCCAGAACUACGUAAUGUGGAGAGAAGAGAAAUGACUUUCAUACUGAUUGAUGUCUAUUUGGUCCUACUUCUUCUUGUUUUCUCCUUCUCACUCACCAUUGUAAAUUUUAUGCAUAUUCAGAAUCAGCGCCCCACCCCCAUCAACAUUCAUAAUCAUUCUGUUCCCUAUCAUGUACAUGCUGGUUGUAAGAAAGUUUGAGUACUCUUUUGGAAUAAACUACUCCUUUAGACAUCAACCAGUAUUAAAGUUAUUCCUCUUCUCUUCACAGUAAGUACUGGUAGUUCUGAAGAAAAGGGCCCCAUCUUACAAAGAGUUAUGAUUGAUCAGAUCAAUGUCAACUGUAUGGAAACCCAUCAAUGUCAUGAUUAUUUUACAGGAAAUUUAUACAAUGUCCUUAUUAAAAAGCACACUUAAUUUUCAAGAAAACAAUGUAUGUAUGAAUAUACAGCAAAUCUAGAAUAUCUUUUGAAUUAUUUGUUUUAAUAGUGUAUACUACAAUGUGCAAUGUACUGAAUGUAGCAUCUAGGUGUAUUACACUUAUGAAUCAUUAUGGUGGUGGUUGAAAUAAUAAUUGCAAGUAAAUAUUCAAUACUUUGAUGUGUGUAUAUAAUAGUUUGUAUAUCACUAGUUCUUUCAUUGUAUACGAUUUGCAAUAUACCAUUUCAUCAUUAUGAAUUUAUACUAGGGUGUUGGGUUAUAUUGAUCUCUCAUUUCUGUGGAAACACCUUAGUACUUUCAUAUUCUGUGAACUAUUCUUCAGACAACCAUUUUAUGAUGAUGAUUUCAAACUUCAAAAUUCAGGAUUUAAAGACAAAAAUUUAAAAAUACUCGAGUAAUAUGAAAUGCUGGAAUAGGUGCAUUUUGAAGAUAUCUUUUUGCAGAAUCAUUUGGAAAUGUGCUUGAACACAAUGAAAAUCUCAACUGUUAUGGUGCUAUUCUUGUGUUUCAAACCUUGCAUGACGAAUGAUAUUUGUAUACAUUUGCUAUAUUAUAUUAUAUUUCAUUUGACAUGAGUGACUAUCGUGGCCUUUUUAAUCUGUCCUCAGCACUUAUCCUACUGGUAUAUUUUAAAAAGAAAUUACAACUCGCCUCAGUGCAGGAUAUAAUGCAGUACUAUGUACAAUCAAUUUGAUGAAUUUAUAUUUUCUUAUUUACAUAAUAAUGCAAUAACAUCUUGUGCAUUGUAUAAGUUUUAAGCUAAGAUGUAUUUUUGCAGAUCUUUUAUUUAUGUAUCUUGAUAUACAUUGUUGACAAAGCAGCAAUUGUUUUUAUUUGUAUUUGUAACUUGUUACUUUUAAGUUAAAAAAAUAUAUAUUUAGAUCUUUCACAAUGUGAAAUAAACGUUAGACUGUCAUGGUUGUGACCAUUAUAAAUUAUUAUUAUUAUAAUGAAUGAUUUGAACAAAUUAGAUUAACAUAUUUGCCAGAGAAAUGGUUGGAAUAUUACAGGUGUUUUUCUAUAAUUUUAAAUCAGUUAUCUAUUACAAAAGAAAAGAAAUAAAAAUUGGAAUAGUCAUGUUGAAUUCAGAUUUUUAAUCUUUGAUCUGACCUUUUUUAGGAAGGGAGUUUGUAAAAUAAAAGAGGUAGUAUUGUUGGGAAACUGAAUCAUUUAUGUAACAAAGGAAAAUAUCUCUUUAAAAAAAUUUACUACAAUAAAUUGUAUUCUUUUUUAUCAGGCCCAUAGCAAAAAAGGAGGCAGUGUAUAACGUUCCUUUCCCAUUCUUAAAAUGUUUGGGUUAUUUUAAGAACCCCAAAGACAGUAGGUCCAAUUUUGCUAAGUCUUUAGGUUGAUUCGUCUAGGAUCAAAAUUGCAACAUCCUGUCCAAGCGAUUGAUGCUUUUCAGCUGAGCUGGAAUACCUGGUUUUCUUGAACUAAAAUAUCAAGUUCUAAUCACGUAAAAGUGUGAAAGUCCCAUGGAUAGGAGUUCAGGGGCUGUCUCGUCAAACAAAAAGAAAAAAUAAUCACUGGGAAUUGCCUUAUCUCACUUGGUGUGAGGGCAAGGAAUAUAAGGAUAUACAUGUCCAUAUGAUGUUGUUUUCCAUUGUCUAUACAUAGUACUACUACAAUUAAAAGGGUGCCUGUAUGAUCUUAUCAUCUUGCCAGUGUGUUUGUAUUAUAUGUUGAACUUUGAACUAAACUUGAAUAUGACGAGUUGACUACAUGUCAAUGGCAUGUAUUCUGAACUCAGGUUUAAAUUAAACCCUAGUUUAAAGUUGUGGUUUAACUAUGGAGAGCUAAUUGGGGCACAAAGCACUAACAGUACACAUCCAAUUUAUUAACUCACAUGACACUCAAAUUGUUCAUAAUUGUCUGGGAAUGAUUACUGAAAAAAGGGAAACAAAAUAAUAAACAUUAGAAAUAUACAAUAUAGACAAAAAAAUUGAAUUUUUGGCUUCCCAUAAUUUUAGCACAGAGUUAGACCAUGGUCUAAGUUAAACCUAACUUCAGAAUACGGGCCUAUGUUUCUAGUAUUUAAUCAGGAAAUUAAUAGAAUUGAUCAAGAUAUCAAUUGGCGUAAAUUGUUAAGGUUAUUAUUUUGUUAAGGAGAACAACUCAUUAAAUUUUUGUAUAAUUUUA
Molecule: messenger RNA, 6139 nt
Organism: Lytechinus pictus (painted urchin)
Lineage: Eukaryota; Metazoa; Echinodermata; Echinoidea; Temnopleuroida; Toxopneustidae
Product: interleukin-18 receptor accessory protein-like
Exons: 10
Coding region: 132-2105 (657 amino acids)
Biological process (GO): signal transduction
Source: RefSeq, a predicted model, not a curated record